Messenger RNA from Eruca vesicaria subsp. sativa (arugula), 2560 nucleotides. NCBI's taxonomy places the organism in Eukaryota, Viridiplantae, Streptophyta, Magnoliopsida, Brassicales, Brassicaceae. The record is from the annotation of a GenBank genome assembly.
GCAUCUGACUGACCAGUUGACAAAAAUUCAGAUAGUGAACGAGACCAAUAAGGACUUGGUUGUCGAGGCACUGAGAUCAAUCGCGGAGAUAUUAACUUAUGGCGAUCAGCAUGACCCCUCAUUCUUUGAGUUUUUUAUGGAGAAGCAAGUCAUGGGAGAGUUUGUACGUAUUUUGAGGGUUAGCAAAACAGUAACAGUUUCUGUCCAGUUGUUGCAAACCAUGAGUAUUAUGAUCCAAAAUCUCAGAAGUGAUCAAGCCAUCUACUACUUGUUCAGUAACGAAUAUGUAAACUAUUUGAUAACAUAUACAUUUGAUUUCCAACAUGAAGAACUUCUAUCUUACUACAUAUCCUUCCUAAGAGCUGUUAGUGGGAAGCUAAACAAACAUACAAUAUUGUUGCUUCUGAAGACUGAGAACGAUGUAGUAGUUUCUUUUCCCCUUUAUGUCGAAGGAAUACAAUUUGCAUUUCAUGAAGAGAACAUGAUACGCACUGCAGUUCGUGCCUUGACUCUUAAUGUAUACCACGUUGGCGAUGAAUCUGUGAAUGAUUACGUAGUUAGUCAACCACACACCGAGUACUUUUCCAAAUUAGUUUCAUUUUUUCAAAAGCAGUGCAUGGAUCUAAGCGCAAUGGUGCUGAACACGCUAAAGAGCCCAUCCCCAGAAUCGGGUGGAAAGUUGUUCUCUGCCGUUGAUGGAAUUGAGGACACCUUGUACUACUUUAGUGAUGUUAUCUCUGCUGGCAUACCUGAUAUCGAGAGGCUGGUAACAGAUCGCAUUCUGCAGCAUCUCACUCUCCCACUUCUUCUCCCGUCUCUAUGCUCUGAGGCUGUAAAUGAUAUAUCAAUCGAUCCUGUCACUUCUCUCUAUCUGCUUUGCUGCAUCCUUCGGAUAGUUAAAAUAAAAGAUUUGGCAAAUAUCACCGCUGCUUCUCUUUUCUGCCCUGUAAAGGCUUUCAUUUCAAGUUCCCUAGUAAAACCUAAUAGUAGCUUGGCUCCUGAACGCCCUAGAUUUGUGAAUGGGCAUCCAGACAAUUGUGUUGCUGAGGAAGCGGAUCAACAGUGUUCAAGCACUGAAGUCUUGAAUGAGGAUGGAGAUCCCCACGUUUGCAGUGAAAAUACGACGAAAAGUACCUUCAAAAAUUCACAUAUGACAUUUAGGGAGACUUUACUUCAAUAUAUUUCUGAGGGGGAUGAUGUGCAAGCUCAGGGUUCGUUGUUUGUGCUAGCCACUUUGUUGCAGACAAAAGAACUUGAAGAGUCAGUGCUAGAUGCUUUUGGCAUUCUUCCUCAGCGUAAGCAGCACAAAAAACUUUUGCUGCAAUCUUUGGUUGGGGAGGACUCUGGUGAAGAACAACUAUUUUCACCAAAUGGUUCUAUGAGAGAUGGCUCAAGUAGCGAACUUGAUUGGUGUCUACGGAAGCUGGAGGAUCAGUUUGGAGUAUGCUGUUCAUUUCCUAAGGGUGCAAUGUGCCCCCGUGUACAUAGACAUCAGGUGGUGGAUGCAUUGGUCAGUCUUCUCUGCCGUGAAAACAUAUCUGCAGAAACUUUAUGGGAUGGAGGAUGGCUCUUACGCCAAUUGCUUCCUUAUAGCGAAGCAGAAUUCAAUCGAAAACAUCUCAAGAUGUUGAAUGAUUCAUAUGAGAAAUGCAAAAAUGCACUAAUCCAGGAGAUCAAAGGUACAUGGCCUGAUCUACUCAUCAGGGUACUGCUUGAGGAGUGGAAAAAGUGCAAAAAAGGCAAUGUAUUCAAUGAAUCUAAUACCUUAUAUCUUUUAACAGUGAUUGAAGCUCCAUCCCCUCAAAAAGAGCCUAAAUCCGUUCUUCUCCAGCUGGAUAGAUCCGCUUGUAACGAUAACACUGUUAGCGAAUCAUCAUUCACAGCAGGUGAAAAAUUGUGCGAGGUGGUAAAGGUUUUUGUGCUUCUUCAUCAACUUCGGAUCUUCUCGCUUGGUAGGGCCUUGCCAGAGCAGCCUCCUGUCCAUCCUCCUACCGAUAGAUCUGAAACGUCUCGUGCCACAGCUACUGGUUUGGAUCUUACAGUUCCCAAACCUGGCACCGAAGUUAAGCUAGUUGAUGCGGUACCCUGUAAGAUUGCCUUUGAAAGAGGCAAGGAGCGCAAUUUCUCGUUUCUAGCAGUAUCAUCUGGUGUGUCUGGGUGGAUUAUCCUUGCUGAAGAAUCACUUUUGAAGCCAGAUUACGGAACCGUCCGUGUUACCGCACCUCUAGCCGGCUGCAAUCCUCGAAUAGAUGAGAAGCACCCAAAAUGGCUACACUUGAGAAUCCGACCAUCGACGUUACCUUUCUUGGAUCCAACAAAGAGAGGAGUCUAUGAGAAGCUCAAGUCCAAAGGCCUAGUAGACGGGAGAUGGACGUUAGCAUUCAGAGACGAUGACUCAUGCUACUCUGCUUGCUCGAUGGUUGCACAUGAGAUUGAUCUACAAUGCAGCGAGGUUGAAAGAAGAUUAAAGCCAUUGUUUGAGCUUGACAGAAACCAGCAAGAUCAAUCAAACGUUACUUCAGAUGUCUUCUCUUCACCAACUUCGUCUUUGUCCCGUUGA